UUCUUUUUAACUACAUACGUGUGGGUGUGUGAACGAGCACAAAUAGAAGUCCUGUGCCGUAGGCCUAUAAUAGAAGAUGUAUCGAAUCAUUUCGAUUCAUUCUCCAUCCUUGUCUAGAGAGAAGCAGCAUCAGAUGUCAGUGCAGUGAAUCUCUCAAGAAAGUCUCUUGCUUCCAUCCUUCACAACAACUAUUUCCAUCAUGGAUCGUCGAGGUGGCGGCGGAUCUCGGUCUGGAGGCAACAAGAAUGAAGAACUCAUCGUUAAGAGUGCAGACAUGUCAGACGAAGACCAGGAUCUAGCCUGUGAUAUCGCUAAGGACGCCAUGGGGAAGUUCAACGUCGAGAAGGACAUCGCCGCCCAUAUCAAGAAAGAGUUCGAUAAGACCCACGAACCGACCUGGCACUGCAUCGUCGGGCGCAACUUCGGCAGCUACGUCACGCACGAAACAAAGUGUUUCAUCUAUUUUUACAUCGGUCAGAAAGCAUUCCUUCUCUUCAAGUCGGGAUAGAAGUUUUAAAGACAAAUUCUUAUAUUUCAUUUAGAUUAG
This is a messenger RNA of Lytechinus variegatus (green sea urchin), 547 nucleotides long. RefSeq names its product dynein light chain 1, cytoplasmic-like. Gene Ontology annotation, cellular component: dynein complex. The record is from RefSeq and is a predicted model, not a curated record. The transcript has 2 exons. The coding region runs from base 200 to 508 and encodes 102 amino acids. Lineage: Eukaryota; Metazoa; Echinodermata; Echinoidea; Temnopleuroida; Toxopneustidae. Gene Ontology annotation, biological process: microtubule-based process. Gene Ontology annotation, molecular function: dynein intermediate chain binding; dynein light intermediate chain binding.